AUGAUUACAAGAAGUUUAAAAUAAUUUAAUAAAUCAAUGCUGCUAAGUUUUAGACCUAUUUAUUCUAUGCGUUCUUAUAAUUAAACUAUAGUAGAAAAUUAAAAGGUCUUCAAAAACACUGUAAAUGACAGAGAAUACUAUGAAUUAAAGAACACAUAUGGAGACUACGAAGAAGCCAAAAAAGCUAAGGAAUUAGAAAGAAAGAAAAACAUCUCUUAACUCUAAAUAAACAAUCUUUCAUAAAAUGAUAAGAAUCCUGCCAAUUUCUUAAAAGUUAAAAUUAACUCUAAUGUUUAUACUAACGAAGAAAAGAAUCAGCAAGUUAUUUCUCAAUAUACAUUUAAAAACCCAUAGGAGUAUACUGAUCCAGUUGUUUUGAAAGUUCUUCCUCGUGAACCUCUUGUUACUGUCGAAUCAUAUACAAAAAGUGUUGAAAACUCAAUUAAGAGAUUAUUCUUACCUGCUCGUGCCAUUCGUAAAUAGCAUGCUUACGAUGCUCUUUCAAUCCUUUCUAAUAUCCAUUCAAAAGCUUCAGAAUAGAUUGCUUAAGCUAUUGCUAAAACUAUUUCUGUUGCCAAACUCAAAGAAAUGGAUCUCAAUCGUCUUUUUAUCCAUGGUGUUAUUAUUGGUAGAAAGAAAAAAAGAAUGGGUUUACGUUAUCAUGCUAGAGGUAGAUUUGGUAUCAAGCAUAGAUAAACUUCAACAAUUAAAGUUAUCCUUUAUGAGAAGCCAGUUAAAUAAUUAUACAGAGAAAUGCUUGAAGGUAAGACUGCACCCGUUCUUGCUUAUGCCAUGCGUUAAAGAAUGGUAAGCGAAAAUGCUGACUAUGACGAAAUUAGAGAAAAUCAAUGGGUUUUAACAUCCAAGGGUCGUCAACAAAGAAAGCUUAUGUUGAAGAGAAAAGUUUUAAUUUAAUACUUAUAAUUCAAGGCUAAGGGCUUUAUAGUUGAUAAAAAUCUUAUUAAACAAAGAAUUUUAGAAAAAGAAGCUACUGCUUGGGCUUAAAAGUACGAAGACAAGAAAGCUUCUCAAGUCGAUUCUUCCUUAGAAAAGAGAAUGGCUAUUUUCAAGAAAAACUAAGAAAUAACUGGUUGA
This is a messenger RNA of Tetrahymena thermophila SB210, 1095 nucleotides long. Its product is annotated as ribosomal protein L22/L17e. Gene Ontology annotation, cellular component: mitochondrial large ribosomal subunit; ribosome. Lineage: Eukaryota; Ciliophora; Oligohymenophorea; Hymenostomatida; Tetrahymenidae. Gene Ontology annotation, biological process: translation; ribosome assembly. Gene Ontology annotation, molecular function: structural constituent of ribosome. The transcript has 2 exons. The record is from RefSeq and is a predicted model, not a curated record.